UUUAGGCCUGGGCGUAGAGUAUUGACUUACGAGCGUGACAGGUUGCGAAGUAGGUAUAUGCACUAAGUUUUUGCGUGGUGUGUUGCAGAAGAUAUUUGAAACACAAGAAGCAGUUUUUCAAUAUAACGAACUGGACGACAGGGGUAUCUUACUUAAAAAGAUCACAAUGUCAGAUCGUAAGGCGGAACUUGAGAGGAAGAAAGAGAAGCUGAGACUGAUACGUGAAGAAAAAGAACGACGUCGGAGAGAAAAGGAACAAAAAGAUGUCGAGGAAGCUGCUCUACGGACUGCUGUUGGAGGCCUAGGAAUCGAAAAGGACCAACGAAAGGAACUGGAUCAAAUGUUGUCUUCACUAGGAGUGGCACCUGUCUCUGAUGUUCUUUCCAGCCUUUCAAGCAUGUCAAGCCUUACUUCUGAAACAGGAGGCUCCAACAAUGCUCAAGACUCCUCUCAGCAAAAUACAGCACCACCACCCACUUCACACAGGAAACGGGUGCCGCAGCUGAGUGUUGUCAGUGUACAGAGCACGAACAUUCCUCCUAAAGAGAUCGUCACAUAUGCUAAGCAGACACAGACAGCACAUACAGGGCAUGAAAGAGACGGAUGGUCUGCGUCUUCUUCCCCACUCAAAGGCUACUAUGAAGACUGGUGGCGACCACGAAAAGCUCACGCAUUCGACUAUUACGACGAGUACAAUCUAAAUCCUGGUUUAGAAUGGGAAGACGAAUUCACAGCGGAAGACGAGGAGGGUUCGCUGCCGCAUUUGGAAGGUGGAGGACUUUUCCAGAGCAAGCUCCCACCAGGCAUCCUUCCACACGGUCCACGAGUGAAGGAAGUGCAGCCAGCAGUGACAAGCCUUGAGCACGAGGCAACCAAGCAGCAGGAACAAGUGCGUGAAUUGUCAGAAGAAGAGAAACAAAUGAUAAUACUUUCAGAAGACUUCCAAAGAUUUUUUGAUCGUUCUGCUCGUAUAAUGGAAAGAGCAUUGUGUGAAUCCGUAGACAUAUACACAGAUUACACAGGUGUCACAGAUAAUGAAGAAGGAACGGAUGAAAAAUCUAAUGCAAGGCUCUCCCUUAAUCGUUGGUUCUAUGAUGAGCGCUGGUCUCGUAACAGAUGUGUGACUUCAAUGGACUGGUCCCCACAAUUUCCAGAACUUCUUGUUGCAAGCUACCACAAUAAUGAAGAUUCACCCAAUGAUCCAGAUGGCGUAUGCCUCAUAUGGAAUACAAAAUUCAAGAAAAGAACUCCUGAAUACAUAUUCCACUGCCAGUCUCCAGUGAUGUCAUCUAUUUUCGCAAGAUUCCACCCAAAUCUCAUUCUUGGGGGAACCUACUCUGGACAGAUUGUGCUAUGGGAUAAUCGUGUUCAGAAGAGGACACCAAUUCAACGAACCCCAUUGUCAUCAGCAGCUCAUACACAUCCUGUAUAUUGUUUGAGUGUAGUAGGCACUCAAAAUGCCCACAAUCUCAUCAGCGUGUCUACUGAUGGAAGAUUAUGUUCUUGGAGUCUUGACAUGCUGUCAAAGCCACAAGAAACACUGGAACUGCAUCAUAAGCAAGGAAAACCAGUUGCAGCUACUUGCCUUGCAUUCCCACAUGGUGAUGUCAACAACUUUGUUGUUGGCAGUGAAGAAGGAGCUGUAUAUUCAGCAUGUCGGCAUGGCAGUAAGGCUGGAGUUACAGAGUCCUAUGAGGGUCAUCAAGGGCCUGUUACAGGAAUCUCUACUCAUUCAGUGCAAGGAGGCAUAGACUUCUCGCAUCUAUUCCUGACCUCAUCUUUUGACUGGACUGUCAAGUUAUGGAGCCAGCAGGCAACAGAAGGGAAAGAAGGAAAGGACAGGAGACCAUUGUACUCUUUUGAAGACAAUGGUGAUUAUGUGUACGAUGUUGCAUGGUCACCUAUCCAUCCAGCAUUGUUUGCUACUGCUGAUGGUACUGGUCGGCUGGAUCUUUGGAAUCUCAAUCAGGACACAGAGGUACCCACAGCCAGUAUUACAGUAGAUGGAAAUCCUGCUCUCAAUCGUGUUUCUUGGACUCCAUCUGGUUUGCAUGUAACUGUUGGUGAUGAUAUGGGAAAAAUUUGGGUUUUUGAUGUUGGUGAGCAAUUGGCACAACCACGUCUUGAUGAAUGGAGCAAAUUUGUUUAUACACUGCAAGAACUACGCAAUAAUCAAGCUGAUGAUGAUAUUGACAAAUUGAGUGUCAACUCCGGUCCAGGGAGCCUGUCCUCGCUGUCAUCUUCUCCACUCCGUUGAGGAAGUCGGGAGUCUUUCUCGUUCCCAGAAUGUUUUUUUGAAAUUCAACAAGAGGCACCUAUAUGUGCAAUUUUCUGU
Messenger RNA from Schistocerca americana (American grasshopper), 2335 nucleotides. RefSeq names its product cytoplasmic dynein 1 intermediate chain-like. Lineage: Eukaryota; Metazoa; Arthropoda; Insecta; Orthoptera; Acrididae. Gene Ontology annotation, cellular component: cytoplasmic dynein complex. Gene Ontology annotation, molecular function: dynein heavy chain binding; dynein light chain binding. Gene Ontology annotation, biological process: transport along microtubule. The record is from RefSeq and is a predicted model, not a curated record.